AUGAUUUUAGUGCUAUUCUUUCUAUUAGCUGUUCUCAUUCUUAAUGUUCUUUUGUGGAAAUGGCUCAAAGCUUCAGCAAGUAAAACUCAAAGGCUUCCCCCAGGCCCACAAAGAUGGCCUAUUUUGGGUAACCUUCUACAGUUAGGCCCUUUACCUCACCGAGACUUUGCCGCACUUUGUGACAAAUACGGCUCAUUAGUCUACCUCCGGCUUGGAAACAUUGAUGCCAUCACAACAAACGAUCCUGAUAUCAUCCGAGAGAUUCUUCUCAAGCAGGACGAUGUUUUCUCAUCCAGGCCUAAAACACUAGCCGCGGUUCAUCUAGCAUACGGAUGUGGAGACGUGGCGUUAGCGCCAAUGGGUCCGCAUUGGAAAAGAAUGAGGAGGAUAUGCAUGGAACACCUACUCACAACCAAAAGGCUCGAAUCUUUUACGGUCCAACGAGCUGAGGAAGCUCGAUAUCUAGUACGGGAUGUCCUUGAAAGAGCCGAAUUCGGAAAGCCGAUAAACCUUAGGGAAGUAUUGGGUGCUUUCUCUAUGAACAACGUGACUCGGAUGCUCCUAGGAAAACAAUUCUUUGGGCCAGGAUCGUUAGUAAGCCCCAAAGAAGCCCAAGAGUUUAUGCAUAUAACUCAUAAAUUGUUUUGGCUGUUGGGAAUUAUUUACUUAGGAGACUACUUGCCGUUUUGGAGAUGGGUUGAUCCGUACGGUUGCGAGAAGGAAAUGAGGGACGUGGAAAAGCGUGUGGACAUGUUUCACACGAAAAUCAUCGAAGAGCACAAAAGGGCAAAACGGGAAAAUGUAGAGUAUAACGGAGAAAUGGAUUUUGUUGAUGUUUUAUUAUCUCUUCCCGGUGAAAAUGGUAAAGAACACAUGGAUGACGUUGAAAUCAAAGCUCUAAUUCAGGACAUGAUAGCGGCUGCAACGGACACAUCAGCGGUAACAAACGAAUGGGCAAUGGCGGAAGUGAUCAAGCAGCCCCGAGUGAUGCGUAAAAUUCAAGAAGAGCUCGAGAGUGUCGUAGGAUCAAAUCGGAUGGUCGAUGAAUCGGAUCUAGUCCAUUUAAACUAUCUACGUUGUGUGGUACGAGAGACAUUUCGAAUGCACCCGGCCGGACCGUUCUUAAUCCCUCACGAAUCCGUCCGACCAACUACGAUCAACGGCUAUUACAUCCCAGCAAAGACACGUGUCUUCAUCAAUACACAUGGUUUGGGCCGAAACACUAAGAUAUGGGCUGACGUUGAAGACUUUAGGCCCGAACGACAUUUGCCUGUAGACGGUAGCGGAAGAGUUGAGAUAAGCCACGGGCCGGAUUUUAAGAUAUUGCCGUUUAGUGCCGGGAAGAGGAAGUGUCCCGGAGCUCCGUUGGGUGUGACGAUGGUGCUGAUGGCUUUGGCUCGGCUCUUCCAUUGCUUUGACUGGUCUUCGCCGGAAAUGAUUGAUACGGUGGAAGUUUACGGGAUGACUAUGCCUAAGGCAAAACCAUUGUGGGCCAUCGCUAAGCCUCGAUUAGCAGCUCAUUUGUACACAUAG
Messenger RNA from Microthlaspi erraticum, 1533 nucleotides. Lineage: Eukaryota; Viridiplantae; Streptophyta; Magnoliopsida; Brassicales; Brassicaceae. The record is from the annotation of a GenBank genome assembly.